ACCUUCCCCAGGAAAGCUCCCAAUCUCCUGGCUUUCCGCAAAAUAUGCAAAUCUGAACUAUUCGAAAUGUCUGCUCAGGUCCUAAAGUUGCGCUGCACAAAAUGGUUGACAAACCUACUUGGGUAAACAAUGGAGUCUGUGGUCUGUACUGCCACUUAGAGCUUAUUGGACAGCAAGAGCAGGCCUCGGGGCAGAGAUGAAAGUUCUUCCGCUGCUGCCCGUGAUCGCCUGUCUUCUUGUCAAAGCCCGGGGCAAGAUCUUCAGUCGCUGCGAGCUGGUCUUGAGGCUGGAACAUUCGGGAUUGGAAGGGUUCCAGGGCUACAGCUUGGCUGACUGGAUCUGCCUGGCAUACUUUGCGAGUGACUUUGAUACAGCUAAAGUGACACACAAUUCAGAUGGCAGUUCUGAAUACGGCAUCUUCCAGAUCAACAGUCGUCUCUGGUGUUCUGACCACCACAGUACCACAAAGGACCUGUGUGAUAUAUCGUGCCGUGAUUUGCUCACUGAUGACAUCACUGAUGACAUCGAUUGUAUCAAGAAAGUUGUGCUGGACUCAGAAGGUUUGGAUGCCUGGAUGGGCUGGAGAGACCACUGCCGGGGCAGGAAUCUGAAUUACUGGAUCAAUGCCUGCAACGUGUAAGCCCAGAGGAUCAGCAGUGGGAUUUCUCUUCUUGGUUCCCAGCCCCGAGCCUGGCGCGGACAGCUGCUUUUAGACGUGACCUGACAGUCAAACAAACCCGAUGGGAG
Gekko japonicus is the source of this 747-nucleotide messenger RNA. RefSeq names its product lysozyme C-like. NCBI's taxonomy places the organism in Eukaryota, Metazoa, Chordata, Lepidosauria, Squamata, Gekkonidae. The record is from RefSeq and is a predicted model, not a curated record. Gene Ontology annotation, molecular function: lysozyme activity. Bases 197 to 640 code for a protein of 147 amino acids. The transcript is spliced from 5 exons.